This is a messenger RNA of Sesamum indicum (sesame), 1735 nucleotides long. RefSeq names its product putative indole-3-pyruvate monooxygenase YUCCA3. NCBI's taxonomy places the organism in Eukaryota, Viridiplantae, Streptophyta, Magnoliopsida, Lamiales, Pedaliaceae. The record is from RefSeq and is a predicted model, not a curated record. Gene Ontology annotation, molecular function: NADP binding; flavin adenine dinucleotide binding; N,N-dimethylaniline monooxygenase activity.
UUAAUUCCUCUGUUUUCUCCUUUGUCAUCACAUUGUUUCUUUGACCUGUGUAACUUGAUGAAUCAUUGUGACCUCUGUGUGCCUCCAAGUAUGGUUCCUGAGCAAGACGGCUUCUUUACGGGCCGUUGCAUACUGGUGAACGGCCCGGUGAUUGUUGGGGCUGGUCCGUCUGGUUUGGCAGUUGCUGCUGGCCUUAAGCAACAAGGUGUGCCAUUUGUGAUCCUUGAGAGAGCCAACUGCAUUGCCUCACUGUGGCAAAAUCGAACGUAUGAUCGACUAAACCUUCACCUCCCCAAACAGUUCUGUGAACUUCCUUACAUCCCUUUUCCAGAAAACUUCCCAGAAUAUCCAUCUAAGCACCAGUUCAUCAACUACCUUGAAUCCUAUGCGAAGCACUUUGAGAUUGAUCCUAGGUUCAAUGAACUAGUCCAGUCUGCUAAGUACGAUGAAACGUGUGGUUUGUGGCGUGUUAAGACGGUUAGUAGUAAUAAUUCAACCACAGAGUACAUUUGUAGGUGGCUUGUGGUGGCUAGUGGGGAAAAUGCAGAGAAAGUGGUGCCAGAAUUUGAAGGGCUGCACGAGUUCAACGGGAAUGUGAUGCAUGCUUGUGAUUAUAAAUCAGGCGAGGAUUUCAGGGGGAAACGUGUUCUAGUCGUUGGUUGUGGGAAUUCAGGAAUGGAAGUUUCUCUUGAUCUUUGCCACCAUCAUGCAGCUCCAUCAAUGGUGGUUCGGAGCUCUGUUCAUGUAUUGCCGAGGGAAAUAUUGGGAAAAUCAACGUUCGAGCUAGCAGUUUCGAUGAUGAAAUGGAUGCCACUGUGGGUUGUGGACAAGAUACUGCUGGGAGCAGCAAGAUUGAUUCUUGGUAACUUAGAGAAGUAUGGCCUCAAAAGGCCAUCUAUGGGGCCUUUACAGCUCAAGAACACAGAGGGGAAAACCCCCGUCUUGGAUAUAGGGACACUGUCUAAAAUUCGAUCCGGUGAUAUCAAAAUAGUUCCAGGAAUCAAGAAGUUCCUGCAGGGAGGAGUUGAGCUUGUUAAUGGAGAAGUUCAUGAAAUUGACUCUGUUAUCUUGGCAACUGGAUAUUCUAGCAAUGUUCCAUCAUGGUUAAAGGAAAGUGAAUUCUUUUCAAGCGAUGGUUUUCCAAGAUCUCCAUUUCCAAAUGGAUGGAAAGGCAAAGCCGGACUUUACGCCGUUGGUUUCACAAGAAGAGGGCUAUCCGGUGCAUCUCUGGACGCCGUCAGAGUUGCACAAGAUAUCUGCAAGAUCUGGAAUCAAGAAACGAAGCAGAAAAACCACUGCGUUGCAGUCUCCUGUCACAGAAAAUGCAAGCCAUAGUUCACCAAAUUCGAACUUUGAUCACAAUGUUUUAGCAAAGUUUUUCUCUUCUUACUUAACUCUUUUUUCCCCCCUUUUCUGCUUUUCUUGUAGUUUUCACUUGCACAUUGACAGAUCAAAUGAGUUUGGAUAGAGAAAAAAGACAGGGUGUAACAUAAAACUGAAGGCAGCCCUCUUCAAGAAAAAAAAAAAAAAAACAAGUCCCAGAAACCUUUUGUUUUUGGGCAUUUUUGUACAAAAGGAAGAUGAGGCUUUUCUCUCGUUUCUUUUAAAGGGAUUUGUACAAAAGUUGAUGAUAGUUCCAAAGGUGUUCGAUGAAAUGUUUCUGUCCCUCUCCCUCUCAUUCUCUGCGUUUUCUGGUCCAGCACUCUCUGUGUUUAAUUACAAAGAAAUUGAUGGG